GCGGCGGCGGCGAGCGGAGAGCCUGCGCGCUGUGGCGGCGGGGGCGGGGAGCGGCGACCGGUCUGCUUGGUGCCCUCCGGGCAGCCGGGUGGACUGGACAGAGCCCCGCCGGGCGGCCCCAGUAGAUUUAACCCUCUUCAGAGUCUUCUGGAGAAAAUGGCAGAGGCAACACCAGAGCCUUGCGGGCAGCUUGUUGUACACUCAGACACUCACGGUGACACUGUCCUGGCUAGUCUUGAAGAUCAGAGGAAGAAAGGCUUUCUUUGUGAUAUCACGUUAAUCGUGGAGAAUGUGCACUUCCGAGCCCACAAGGCCUUACUUGCUGCCAGUAGCGAGUAUUUCUCAAUGAUGUUUGCCGAGGAAGGAGAGAUUGGCCAGUCCAUUUAUAUGCUGGAAGGCAUGGUGGCAGACACGUUCGGCGUCCUGCUGGAAUUUAUCUAUACGGGUUAUCUACAUGCUUGUGAGAAAACUACCGAACAGAUCCUGGCUACGGCGCAGUUCUUAAAAGUCUACGAUCUGGUAAAGGCUUACACAGACUUCCAGAAUAACCAUAGCUCCCCGAAGAAGCCACCGGCGUUGACCAGCACUGGCACGCCGUCAGUCGUUAUUUCUAAUAGGAAGACCGAGCCUGUGAAACGGAAGCGGGGAAGGCCAAGAAAAGGCAGCAGUUGGCAGGAGGGAGAAUCAGGACUAGCCGCAGAGGGCGAGAUUCAGCUAAGAGUGAACAACUCCGUUCAGAAUAGACGGAACUCUGUGGUUAAGGAAAAAGGCGGUGUCAAAGUGAGUGAACAGACGGGAAAGGACUCGGAGCCCGCCGGUGAGCCCGGUGGAGUGGAGGAGGUGCCCGCUGAAAAAGAUGAGAACUGUGACCCCAAGGCUCGGGGUGGAGAGGACACCCACAGUAGGUACAGCAAGCGGAGGAUUCGGAGGUCUGUCAAGCUUAAAGAUUACAAACUUAUCGGCGAUGAAGAGGACCAGGGCGCAGCCAAGAGGAUACGCGGAAGAAAAAAGUGCUCGGCUGGGGCUGAGGCCCGGUGCAAAGACUGCGGCAGAGUCUUUAAGUACAGCCACUUUCUAGCAACCCACCAGAGACGCCACACUGGGGAACGCCCCUUCAAAUGUAAUGAGUGCGGAAAGGGCUUUGCCCAGAAGCACUCCUUGCAGGUCCACACCAGGAUGCAUACAGGGGAGCGGCCGUACACGUGCACCGUGUGCAGCAAGGCGCUGACCACCAAGCACUCACUGCUGGAGCACAUGAGCCUGCACUCAGGGCAGAAGUCUUUUACCUGUGAUCAGUGUGGAAAAUACUUCAGCCAGAAAAGACAGCUAAAGAGCCAUUAUCGGGUCCAUACAGGCCACUCCCUGCCAGAAUGCAACCACUGCCAUAGAAAAUUUAUGGACGUGUCUCAACUAAAGAAACAUCUGCGAACGCACACAGGCGAGAAGCCAUUUACUUGUGAAAUCUGUGGAAAAUCUUUCACAGCAAAGAGUUCCCUUCAGACCCACAUCAGAAUCCACCGAGGAGAGAAACCAUAUUCCUGCAGCAUCUGUGGCAAAUGCUUCUCUGACUCCAGUGCCAAAAGAAGACACUGUAUCCUACAUACGGGCAAAAAGCCUUUCUCCUGCCCUGAGUGUAGCUUACAGUUUGCUCGCUUGGACAAUUUGAAGGCUCACUUGAAAAUCCACAGCAAAGAGAAACACGUAUCAGAUCCCAGCAGUGUUCCUGGCAGUAAUGCUGACGAGGUCCGGAACAUUCUUCAGCUGCAGCCAUACCAGCUCUCCACCUCAGGGGAACAGGAGAUUCAGCUUCUUGUAACUGACUCUGUGCAUAACAUUAACUUCAUGCCAGGUCCCAGCCAGGGCGUCAGCAUCGUCGCCACAGCUGAGAGCUCUCAGAACAUGUCCACAGACGCGGCUGCUAACCUCACCCUGCUCACACAGCAGCCAGAGCAACUGCAGAGCCUGAUUCUCUCCUCUCAGCAGGAGCAAACAGAGCACAUUCAGAGCCUGGGUAUGAUUGGCAGCCAGAUGGAGUCCUCACAGACAGAGCCAGUGCACGUUAUCACACUUUCCAAGGAAACUCUGGAGCAUCUCCACGCCCAGCAAGAGCAAACAGAGGCUCUGCGUUUAGCAGCCAGGGCUUCAGAUCCAGCUCAGCACCUGCAGCUGACCCAGGAGCCGGACCCACCCCUCCCCACCCCACUAGGCCAGGAGCAGAGCUGACCCCAGGGCAUCUGACUCUUCCACUGGGCCAGCAGCAGGGACAGGAUGGCUCUUUGGGCCACCAUCUUACAGAUCCUUAGAGAUGUGACAUCUAGCCAAUGUAUUAUUUAUAC
Acomys russatus (golden spiny mouse) is the source of this 2336-nucleotide messenger RNA. It is a transcript of the gene Zbtb24, whose product is annotated as zinc finger and BTB domain containing 24. The transcript has 7 exons. Gene Ontology annotation, biological process: regulation of transcription by RNA polymerase II. Bases 157 to 2223 code for a protein of 688 amino acids. Lineage: Eukaryota; Metazoa; Chordata; Mammalia; Rodentia; Muridae. Gene Ontology annotation, molecular function: protein binding; RNA polymerase II cis-regulatory region sequence-specific DNA binding; DNA-binding transcription factor activity, RNA polymerase II-specific. Gene Ontology annotation, cellular component: nucleus. The record is from RefSeq and is a predicted model, not a curated record.